Molecule: messenger RNA, 1366 nt
Organism: Eufriesea mexicana
Lineage: Eukaryota; Metazoa; Arthropoda; Insecta; Hymenoptera; Apidae
Gene: Arpc4
Product: Actin-related protein 2/3 complex, subunit 4
Exons: 4
Coding region: 415-921 (168 amino acids)
Biological process (GO): actin filament polymerization; Arp2/3 complex-mediated actin nucleation
Cellular component (GO): actin cytoskeleton; Arp2/3 protein complex
Molecular function (GO): actin filament binding
Source: RefSeq, a predicted model, not a curated record
UUAGUUGUUCGCAUUAAAUAGUAUUUGGCAGUAGUUAUUGUUCAACGCAUUUAAUUACGUACAUCGUGGGAAUGCAGACGUACAAGUAAAAACACUGCGAUGAUUCUUCCGUAGGAUGUGUUCUAAAUUCGGUCAAACUCGUUGAUACGUUCUUUGUUCGUUUCAAAGUGCAUUUGUGAGAGGAAAAGGGAUACAAAUAACUGAGUUGCCUUCCUUAUCAGUGAACUUCGGAACACGCCCCACGCUGUUGAAACUAAACCGGCUGAACCCAACCCCUUUUGCUAUGCACAGAACGUAAUGUGUCAUUUUUCACGUGUUUCCGUAAACUUUUCGUGAACAAAGCGAAUUGUCGAAAGGAGCACGACAUUGAUUGAUUUCGAUCAAAAUACGAGUUUCUCAUAACUUCUGAGCAAGAUGUCGGGAACGCUGAAACCUUAUCUAGCAGCAGUGAGAAGAACACUUACUGCUGCUAUGUGCUUAGAAAAUUUCUCCUCUCAAAUAGUCGAAAAACACAAUAAGCCUGAAGUUGAAGUACGAGCCAGUAAAGAACUUCUUCUGACACCGAUAUUAAUAAGCAGAAAUGACAAAGAAAAGGUAUUGAUCGAAUCCAGUAUAAACAGUAUGAGAAUAAGUAUCGCUGUAAAACAGGCUGAUGAUUUGGAAAAGUUGCUAUGUCAUAAUUUCACAAGAUUCAUGACAAUGAGAGCAGAACACUUUAUUAUUCUCAGGAGAAAGCCAGUAGAGGGUUACGAUAUUAGUUUUCUAAUUACAAACAUCCAUGUAGAGCAAAUGUACAAACACAAAAUUGUAGACUUUGUGAUCUAUUUCAUGGAAGAAAUUGACAGAGAAAUAAGCGAAAUGAAACUAUCCAUGAAUGCAAGAGCUCGCAUUUGCGCAGAAGAAUUUUUGAAAAGGUUUUAAUUUUACGGACACGACGUGUUAGCAACAUAGCAAUAAUCACAAAUGCCAGGUCACUAAAAGUAACAGUGCCCAUAAAUCAAUCUGGUUAAUACACAGCCAGACGACACUUUAACGGAUUAAUCUCCCAAACUGACUUCAAAUGCUCCUUAAUCCAAACACGCCAAUCCCACAGUUUUCCAGUUACGAAAAAAUUCAUUCGAUUACAUUUCUCGAUUAAUCGCUGUUAUCUCCAGCUGUGUGUGUAACGAAUAACAAGUCUGACAUACAUGUAAGUACCAUAACGGUAUUAAAUUCAGCACGCGCAGUCCGCGAACGAUAGCCGUGAGCAUAUUCGCGAUCGUGCGUUUCGUUUUCCUAAGGGUGGGAAAUUGAAACACUUAUUGGUGGUGUAUGAAUAAAGCGUGCAAUUCCUUUUGCAUUUAUAAAGUUCUAUUUAUCUUACAAA